Corylus avellana is the source of this 1492-nucleotide messenger RNA. Lineage: Eukaryota; Viridiplantae; Streptophyta; Magnoliopsida; Fagales; Betulaceae. The record is from RefSeq and is a predicted model, not a curated record.
AAAAAAAAAAUUAGGCUGGCAACAGAGAUAGAGAGAUGAAUCGUGCCGUGCUGGCUUUCGCUUCCCUCGCAGACAAAUAAUACGAAGUAUCAAUUUUAGCCUCGGAUCUGGCAUCUAGGCCCUCGAGCUUUGCUGCUGAUCCGACCUGAUACGAAGGGGAUUUCUAAUGGCUACGGCGAAGACGGGUAGGGCUAGAGGCCCGCCGACGGCGAAGGAGAACGGCGUGAAACUUGAGGAGGGUCUCAGUUUCUUCAAGUCCGACAAAUUCGAUGCCGAUGCCUUCGUCCAGUCUCGCUGCUCUCUCAACGACAAGGAAAUAAAGCAAUUAUGUUCGUACCUAUUGGAUCUGAAAAAAGCUUCUGCCGACGAAAUGCGUAGAAGUGUCUAUGCUAAUUAUGCAGCCUUUAUACGCACAUCAAAAGAGAUAUCAGAUUUAGAGGGGGAGCUUUCUUCCAUCAGAAACCUUCUAUCUACUCAGGCUGCUUUAAUUCAUGGUUUAGCUGAGGGUGUCCACGUUGAUUCCUUGUCAAUCUCUGUUUCAGAAGGUUAUAAGGUUAACAAGUUAUUGGCUUCUGAAGAUAGAGAACCCUCAGAACUGGAGAAAUGGUUAUUAGAAUUCCCUGAUCUCUUGGACGUUCUGUUAGCUGAGAGGAGAGUGGAUGAAGCCUUGGCUGCACUUGAUGAAGGAGAGCGUGUAGCUUCUGAAGCAAAAGAAAUGAAAACGUUGACCCCGGCUGUACUCAUGUCUCUACAGACUUCUAUUAUUGAAUGCAGGCAAAAGUUAGCUGAUCAGCUCGCUGAAGCUGCUUGCCAGCCUUCCACACAUGGUGGUGAGCUACGUGCAGCUAUAUCAGCUCUUAAAAGGCUUGGGGAUGGCCCUCGUGCUCACAGUUUGCUACUGAAUGCUCAUUUACAAAGAUAUCAGUAUAAUAUGCAAAGCCUUCGCCCAUCAAGCACCUCAUAUGGAGGAGCAUAUACUGCUGCUCUCUCACAGCUGGUGUUCUCCGCUAUUGCUCAGGCUGCAAGUGAUUCAUUGGCCAUUUUUGGUGAGGAACCAGCUUAUACUUCUGAGCUCGUGAUGUGGGCUACAAAGCAAACAGAGGCUUUUGCUCUUCUUGUUAAAAGACAUGCAUUAGCUUCUUCAGCAGCGGCCGGAGGGUUAAGAGCUGCUGCAGAAUGUGUUCAAAUAGCAUUAGGUCAUUGUUCAUUAUUAGAAGCACGGGGCUUAACACUUUGUCCUGUGCUCUUGAAGCUCUUUAGGCCCAGUGUUGAACAAGCACUAGAUGCUAAUUUAAAAAGAAUUGAAGAGAGCACUGCUGCUCUAGCUGCUGCUGAUGAUUGGAUGCUCACCUACCCUCCAACAACUACACGUCAAUCUGGCAGGCAUUCAAGCACAUCCCUUGGUAAUACAACGGUGUUUCAACACAAACUUACAAGUAGUGCUCAUCGGUUCAAUUUAAUGGUCCAGGUGAACUAUAUUUUUCCCUCCUAA